AUGGUGCAUCUGUGCCCACCUGCUAGACCGCGCCCUGAGGGGGCUAGCGAAUUUCAGGACAAGAUCCGAGACCUAGGAUAUUCCAAACAUGGCAAUUACAACUCCAUGGGCCUAUUACGAACCGCGGAGCUGUAUGGAGGUCAGGAUACUAGCUUAGUUGACCUCUCUGCCACAAACCAGUCCCCUUUCCGAAACGAUGCCGACCGAAACUAUAAAGAAUUAGUCCGUCGGCUGCCUUCGCAGGCUUGCAUCAACACCUUGGUCCAAACGUUCUUCUCCAGAAUCAAUUGGCAGUAUGACCUGCUUGAUGAGACAUCCUUUAAGGAACGCUUGGAGGCAUGGGGAAGGAUCUCAUACUCUGACCUUCAAACGAGCUUUGGAGGAUUGGCGCAAGAGACCCUUGUGUUUCCAGCACUACUGUUUCAAGUCCUUGCACACGCCCUCCUGUUUCACCCUCCCCAUGAUGAAAUGAUUAAUUCUCUCAUGACCAUGGCUGGUAUGACGUUCCAUGAUCUUGGGGCCGAAUAUAGUGAUACAGGCGCUGAGUUUCUCGCACUUCUGGGGAAAAAGAAUAUCAAAAUCGCAAUGGUACAAGCAGGUUUACUACGUGCCUCUUUUUUGAAAAGUAGCGGCAAAGUUGUUGAAGCCUGGCAUGCGCUUGGCAUAACAAUCCGCGAUGCACAGGAAAUUGGCCUACAUACCGGGCGAAUUGUAUCCGAACAAUCUCCAGUUGAGCCGAAGCGUGAGAGACAAAAUGUCAGUCUCGUUGGUCACAAAGUCUGGGUCGUCUUGCAUAUUUGGGACGUCCAUAUGGCUGUCGUUCUCGGUCGACCAAUAUCCACUGAUCUCCAAAUAGAUCGCUUCUCUGAAACAAUAGAGGACAAUGAAAGACGAGAAGAUUUAUUCGCGCAUUGGCAAACCGAGACUGAGCUUCCUCGGCCAUUUGACAUCAUCCUCGCCGGCUAUAAUGUGGCCUAUCGAUAUUUCAAGGACAUUCACCAGAUGGAACAUAACGGUGCUAACUCUCAAGAUUACCCACUGGUCGAACGUAUUCACGCCGCAAUCAAGAAUGAUAUAAAGUUGUUGCCCUCCUGGUGCCGUUUAGAAAAUCCAGAUACGAAGUUUGAUCGAUUGGAAUGGCUACCAGUUGCCCGAAAAGGGCUGUUCUCGCUCAUCCACCUUGUUCUUCUCGCACUUCAUCGACCGUUCAUAUUUUCUGUUGUCAACAGUCGCACAGAAGCCGUUAAAGCUGGAAUAUAUAUCCUUAAUUCACAGGAAUGGCUAUUUCAUCAGUCGGAGCCGCACCAGCGCAAGGUGUUUAAUCCGGUCUACGCUUCUUUUGAUGCGAUUGUUCUCAUUUCAGCACGCUGGCUCGUCUUUCCGAAUGAGGAUGACGAAAGACGAACAGAGUGUAUCAAAGUUGUUGAACGAGGGAUACAAAUGCUGGACAUCAUUGGUCAAUCCAAUUCCAUGGCAAAGUCGGCACAUGGUGUCGCCUGCAGCUUGUACCAUCGCCUAAGACAUCGGUUCGGUAUCUCGGUAACCGAGAACACUAGGGCACUUCUCAGCAACUCAGAAUGGAUCUCCCCCAAUAGCGAUACAGCUAACUCUAAUGAUGCACCGUCGGAACCCUCUUUUGAUGCUGUUCUACCUCCGCACCCAACCCAUGACCUGUUCUUCGAUCAUAUUUCAAGCACCCCCAUCCCUUUCAUGGAUACACCCAACUUUUUGUCUUUGGAUCCACUUGCUAUAAACGUUACAGAUAAUUGGUACUUUGAAGGCACCUUCUCAGAUGCUAGCUUCUGGGGUGUGAUGAACGAGUUCAAUCAUUGA
Molecule: messenger RNA, 1833 nt
Organism: Penicillium manginii
Lineage: Eukaryota; Fungi; Ascomycota; Eurotiomycetes; Eurotiales; Aspergillaceae
Product: fungal specific transcription factor domain-containing protein
Exons: 1
Coding region: 1-1833 (610 amino acids)
Biological process (GO): DNA-templated transcription
Cellular component (GO): nucleus
Molecular function (GO): zinc ion binding; DNA binding
Source: RefSeq, a predicted model, not a curated record